Microdochium trichocladiopsis is the source of this 1338-nucleotide messenger RNA. RefSeq lists its product as uncharacterized. Lineage: Eukaryota; Fungi; Ascomycota; Sordariomycetes; Xylariales; Microdochiaceae. Bases 1 to 1338 code for a protein of 445 amino acids. The transcript has 2 exons. The record is from RefSeq and is a predicted model, not a curated record.
AUGAAGCCUAAACACUUCUUACUCUUUUCUCUCCCCGCCCGUACCCUGGCACUAUCAAUCCGGCCACCGCCAAAUGCACGAGCUCAAGCCUGCGAUCCCAACUCGGCGUGCAACCAAUUCGAGGGGCCUGGGGCCAAACCUUUGCCUCUCCAUGAGCCCUUGAUUCAGUUCGCUCCUGAGACGCCGCAGCCGGACCCAGAGCAGCCGCAGCCACAGCACGGUACUAGCGGGCUAUUCGAAGAUCCUCGGCGGCAAGUUGACGUUUUCCGAGAGCACUUCGACAGAAAUAAGAACCUUGGCGGCUCUGAGGGGGAGCCUGGCGAUAGUCAAGGGGAGAUUGACUACCCUGGUUCCCCGCCGCCGACCCUUGGCGAUGUUCUGUCGUUGCCGAUCUCUCCUGAGCGGCGGUCUCUCGAGCCUGCGUCGGCAAAGUCUGCAGCUGAGGCGAUGCGGCACGGUCCUCGGUGGCAGCGUAAGCGGCCGCAAGCCGACCCUGCGGGGCAACCUCUUGAUCCAGAAGGGCAGACUCCCAAGCCUGCGUGGCAGUCACACGAUCAUCCAUGGUAUGCCAAUGACGACGGCGGAUACUCCGAGGUCGAGCCAGACGCCGCAAGGCUCACCAAGCGGGAUGGCAGCCGCACAGACUUGCCCCUGCCAUCCCUGGUCCAAGCUGGCAAUGUCAUCACCAGACGCAUGACCUACCGGGACAACGUACUCAGGCUGCCGUGGCUUGCACAAGACUACACGCUUGGAAGCGCCAGCUUUACAGUCCUGGAAAUGGCCAUCACCGAUGGUCAAGACCCGGAGCGGAGGAACCGGGUCGGAGACGUCAAGCACUGGCAAGAACCAGACGGCAGCAUCUUCUGGUCCGUCGGCCGCAGCAAGACCGCGCCAGUCGCAGAGUUCUGGACGUCUCGUAUCAAGCCCAGCGAGAACACCUUCAAGGCCGACCCGGACGAGCUCAACUUUGCCUUUGUCGGCAACAUGACAUUCACCAUCCACGGCGGACCGCUCGCCCUGCCGGGGACAAGCUUUACGAUCAUGGGCGCCGCCAUUGCUCAGGGCUCCAACUGGCCAAACCUUUGGGCGAAUAACUGGUGGUUCGGCUGCCAGGGCGGGACUGCGAUGCCUGACUGGCACGUCGCGUGUCCGGCUAUUAAUGAUGCGGGCGAGACCAUUUCGCUCACGUUUCGCAGAGGCUCCCCCAAGUACGUAAUAGGCUAUGGCCGCCGCCGCCGCCGGGCGAUUGGGGACUACGAGCCCGGAAGCGAUGUAAACGACAUCAGCCUGGUAAACGUGACCAUCGCGGGCGGACCAUCCUCUUCCUCCUCCCCUUGA